GGGGCGGAGUCCGCUUCCCUUAGCGCUGAGCGGCAGCGGCGGCGGCGAGGUCUUCUUGCAGAAGCGAACUUCUUGGCGUUUCGGCGCGGCUCUGCCUCCUGCUGAGCCUCUUCCUCCUCCUCUGCUCCGCGGACAGCUUCCUCCUCCUCAGACUGCCCUCAGCCCGCGCGCCAGCCGGCUCUGUUAUGGCGACCUGCAGCCCCAGCGUCGUGAUUAGUGAUGAUGAACCAGGUUAUGACCUAGAUUUAUUUUGUAUACCUAAUCAUUAUGCUGAAGUUUUGGAAAAGGUGUUUAUUCCUCAUGGACUAAUUAUGGACAGAACCGAACGGCUUGCUCGAGAUGUAAUGAAGGAGAUGGGAGGCCAUCAUAUCGUAGCCCUCUGUGUGCUCAAAGGGGGCUAUAAGUUCUUUGCUGACCUGCUGGAUUACAUCAAAGCACUGAACAGAAAUAGUGAUAGAUCUAUACCUAUGACUGUAGAUUUUAUCAGACUGAAGAGCUACUGUAAUGAUCAGUCAACAGGGGAAAUAAAAGUUAUUGGUGGAGAUGAUCUCUCAACUCUGACUGGAAAGAAUGUCUUGAUUGUUGAAGAUAUAAUUGACACUGGCAAAACAAUGCAAACCUUGCUAUCCUUGGUCAAGCAGCAUAAUCCAAAGAUGGUCAAGGUUGCAAGCUUGCUGGUAAAGAGGACUCCUCGAAGUGUUGGCUAUAGACCAGACUUUGUUGGAUUUGAAAUUCCAGACAAGUUUGUUGUAGGAUAUGCCCUUGACUAUAAUGAAUACUUCAGGGAUUUGAAUCACGUUUGUGUCAUUAGUGAAACUGGAAAAGCAAAAUACAAAGCCUAAGAUGAGCAUUCAAGUUGAAUUUGGAAACAUCUGGAGUCCCAUUGAAAUAACCAGUAAAAUUAUCGAAUGUUCUAGUUCUGUGGCCAGCUGUUUAAGUAGAGCAUAUUGCAUGUAUCUUCUAAGAAUUGUAUCUGUUUUGUAUUUUAGAAAUGUCAGUUGCUGCAUUCCUGAACUUCUUAUUUGCACUAUGAACCUAUAGACUAUCAGUCCCUUUGGGUGGAUUAUUGUUUGACUUGUGAAAUCUCUUAAACCACACUAUUGAAUGAAAAACUGAAAUUGUAUCUGUAAGAAACAUUUAAAAAGAAGAUAUAUUAGUUUUUUAAUUGGUAUUUUAAUUUUUAUAUAUUCAAGAAAGAACAGAAGUGAUUGCAUAUUGUUAAUUAUACCACUGUGUGUUUAGAAAAGUAAGAAGCAGUUUUCUUAUCAAUGGUAGCAUCUAAGAGGUAUUGUCAUGUCAGGGAAACCAUACAUCCUGGUAUUAUUUUAGUAGUGUUUCAGAGUAUUGACUGUUUUCCCCUCUUGUUCAGAUUAUUUCCAGUGAAUAUUUGUCAACAGUUCUUUUAAAUACAAAUCAGUAAAUUUCAAAAAAAACCUUACCACUUUUUGAAUUCCUCAGUGUAAAAAUCCUUGAAAUAAAGGCUGUCUCUUUAAAAGAAA
Messenger RNA from Manis javanica (Malayan pangolin), 1499 nucleotides. RefSeq names its product hypoxanthine phosphoribosyltransferase 1 (gene HPRT1). Gene Ontology annotation, cellular component: cytosol. Gene Ontology annotation, molecular function: hypoxanthine phosphoribosyltransferase activity; magnesium ion binding. The record is from RefSeq and is a predicted model, not a curated record. Gene Ontology annotation, biological process: purine ribonucleoside salvage; IMP salvage; hypoxanthine metabolic process. Lineage: Eukaryota; Metazoa; Chordata; Mammalia; Pholidota; Manidae.